Messenger RNA from Laetiporus sulphureus 93-53, 531 nucleotides. RefSeq lists its product as uncharacterized. Bases 1 to 531 code for a protein of 176 amino acids. The transcript has 3 exons. NCBI's taxonomy places the organism in Eukaryota, Fungi, Basidiomycota, Agaricomycetes, Polyporales, Laetiporaceae. The record is from RefSeq and is a predicted model, not a curated record.
AUGGCUGCUGCCCUCGCUGCACACACACCCUCCGUCGCGUCUCCCUCUCUCGCGAGCACGCGCAAGAGCAAGCACGCGCAGUUCGCUCGGUUCACAGCCGAGUCCCCACUGACAUUGUAUGCUGGCGAUCUCUGCGUCUUUGUGCACGCUCCUGCCGUCCAUGAUGCACCGCCAACGUUGUUGCUCCUCGUGAGCUCUCUCAGACAUUGCAGAUCACUUGUGCCCGCCUCACUAGCAUUCGCCCCGCUCUCAACAUCGCAAUCGCCGCCCGCACGGCCAACGCGCCAACGGUUCUGUCUAUACCAUAGCACGCGUCGCAUCCCGCGCAUAUCUGCACGUUCGCCGCCCGAGGAACUACGCGCAACACGCUCGAUGCACAGCCCAGUGUUCGCGACCGCCGUCGCAACCACCGCGCGCAUCGCUUCCUCCUCGGCAGCGACGUUCUUGUACGCAAACUCGCUCCCUGUCUCGAUCCCGACGCCCGCGACGCUCCCGCUCACCGAGCGACUGCACUAUGCGCGCGCUCUUUAG